Filobasidium floriforme is the source of this 1287-nucleotide messenger RNA. RefSeq names its product CheY-like superfamily. The transcript is spliced from 6 exons. The record is from RefSeq and is a predicted model, not a curated record. Gene Ontology annotation, molecular function: phosphorelay sensor kinase activity. The coding region runs from base 97 to 1287 and encodes 396 amino acids. Gene Ontology annotation, biological process: phosphorelay signal transduction system. NCBI's taxonomy places the organism in Eukaryota, Fungi, Basidiomycota, Tremellomycetes, Filobasidiales, Filobasidiaceae.
UCCUAAUCUUACCCAUACAAUCUACAAGAUACACAUAUCACUUCAUCAUACUCACUCCCUUGUUCACACUAUACCCCCCCAUGUAUCACAUCGAGGAUGAAUCUGCGUCACCAUUAUCGAUCGGCAAUGUCCGAACGGGAUUUUCGAUACUUCGAGACGUACUCGGCCAGGGAUCAAGCUCUGAUCAUCGAAGAGGCCAAGGAUAGGAUACAAGAGGAGAAUCUAGCCAGGUUGAAAGAGUCUAUCAGGUCGACCCCGAUCACCAAGGUGUUAGGGAUCGUUUCGCAUCAACUCCGAACACCUCUCAAUGCCAUCGUAGCCACCAUCGAUCUGAUGCAAGAAGCCGAGCCCGACGGACCAGAAACUAUGCGUCCAAUCGCUGGAACAAGGCAGCAACAAUCUUCAGGCGAUGUUGAACCGUCUGCAGGACAUUGCCGCCUUGUCACACGGUCAGGGGACGGUGAACAUCAUGCCGAUACGUCGGUCGUACUGGAGUUGGAUCCAAAGUCGCCAUUGUUCGAGGGAGAUCUCGCCAAGAUUCAACAGAUCAUGAGUAACCUGGUCACCACGACCAUCGCCUCUUCGGCGGAAAAGCAAUGUCGGAUGAAGGUCGACGUCGUGAGGAACGAUGCCGAGGUCGUCAUCAGGGGGCUGGUCAUCACCCCUAAGGGAAUAUUUGCGGGGGCUGGGCAGCAAGUUGGAGACGAGCUAGUCAGAGGACGAGGGGGGAAGUUGUCGUUCUCCUUUGACCUGAAGAUCCAGGCUAGUAAUAACGUGGCGGGCAAGCAGGGGGCGGAUAAUCAGAGCAAUUUCGGGAAUUAUGUGAGGGAUCCUUCCACGGUCAAGGUUCUGCUCGUUGAGGAUAAUCAGGUCAAUAUGAGGAUCGCCAAGGCCAUCUUGAAGAGGUUUGGGUUCGAUGCGGCUACUGCGGCGAAUGGGCUCGAGGCGAUCAGCAAGAUGCACGGCGAGGUGUUUGAUAUCGUCUUUAUGUUGCGUCCCGGAUGGGUCGUUGUCGACUGCGACAUGCCGCUCUGUAACGGCUAUGAUGCGACCCAUCACAUCCGCAAUAGCAUGGAACAGUCCGAUCUCAUCAUCAUCGCACUGACCGCCGACUCGACGAACGACGCCAAGAAACGAUGUCUCGCCGUGGGUAUGAACGACUUUUUCAUCAAACCGAUUACGACCAAGACGGUCGACGAGAUGCUGCACAAGUGGUUGACGACGACGCAUAACGAUGGAGCGAAAGGGAUUGAGAGAAGGGAGACACAUCAGGCGGUCGGGUCGUAA